Molecule: messenger RNA, 3485 nt
Organism: Pyricularia oryzae 70-15
Lineage: Eukaryota; Fungi; Ascomycota; Sordariomycetes; Magnaporthales; Pyriculariaceae
Exons: 1
Coding region: 563-3184 (873 amino acids)
Biological process (GO): translational elongation
Molecular function (GO): translation elongation factor activity; GTP binding; GTPase activity
Source: RefSeq, a predicted model, not a curated record
CUCUACUCGACUUUAAUUAGUCACACCACACGUAGCGUCGAGAGGCAAGAAGCAGCUUCGUCUUCCACCGACAUAAAGCAAAAAAAAAAAAAAAAAUACAUCCCUUGACAAACUGGCCAAGCAUUUUCUCUCAUUGACUCUGAAGAGAAUGCUCAACAUUAUCAAGGUCACCUUGUAAAGCUGUUAUCUUUGUGACAGUUGCUUUCCCAUCAUCAAAGAGACCAAUUUUUUGCACCCAACUCGACUUAAAAACUCAAGCAGGCCUUACUUUAUCAUCUGCCUUUGAGCAGGGUAUAUUCUUCGCCCCUGGGAAUCACAAUGAUCCCGAGAUUACGUAUAUCUCAGCACCUCUUUAUGUCUUUGGGCGAUGCAAUAACAUUAUCGCGGCAUCAACACUGAGCGACCUCGAAUCAUCUAUUAUCUACAGUACCUACAGUAGCUAGCACUUCCCAGCCAGUUUGCUGCCUCCCUUGAGAGAGCAAGGAGCUGUCAACAAGCCGUCAACGCCGGGUUUAUUGCGAGUCUUGAACUCAAGACACCGCAUCAUUGUCCAGCCUCAACCAUGUCAGUCUUCACGUACGACCCUGACCCGCCGCGGGUUUCGUCUCCCUGGCUCCAGUCCGCAGAUCCGGGGAAAUCGCGCGAGUCUUCGCCGGUCCCCGCCGGCCCCACUGCAUCGGGACUCCUCUCGGAUUAUGGGGUUACUAAGCUGGAAGCUGAACCUCAGGAAGGACCGACGGAGUAUAAAUUGCAUCUACUCCUUCGGCAGAGGCGCAAGUUCCGGUACAUGAGUACUACGAACCGUGUUGCCGGUUCCCAGCUGCCUCGGCCAACUCCCGCUGAACCAAAGGCGCUCAGGCAUCGUGCUACUAGUGUUUCUACUUCUACCCAGACACGCCAGGCACGUCUACUGCAACUGACAACCCAGCUCUUCUGGAGGUUGCGUCAGUCUUCGCCUUAUCAUGCCUCAACCAGCCAGGAGGUGGUGAUCCCACAGCUUGCAGACGACUUUACUUCUUCAACUGUCUCGAUCAAGCCUGGGAAACCCCUUCCGGGCCUUGAGGAAUCCAGGGGUGCCUUGUACGAGAUUGGCGUGGCUGACGACGGUACCCUCGUCGGACUGACCAAGGAUGAGUUGGACGAAAGUUUCACCAACCUACGAAUUAUGGCUGCUAGCUUAGGAUGCGUGGUUGAGAUUCUGAGGCGUGUUGUUGUGGGUGAGUGUGAAUGGGUGGAUGAUACACCAUCUAAAGUCGCUCACCGAGAGGACCUAUGGGUCGCCGAAGCUCUCGUGACUCCAAACAAAGGUUCUACCGAGCGCAUCGAGGGCAAUGGCAACUCCAACAGUUCUACUCAUCAGGGUGCGGCCAAGUUGGAUCCCACACCAAGCGAUGGCCCAUCAGCUACCGAACAGCUGAGAGUGACGCUAACAGGGCCAACAACCUCUGGUAAGUCGACCUUGCUUGGCACAUUAUCCACCGGUACACUGGACAAUGGCCAUGGCAAAAGUAGACUCAGCUUGUUGCGGCACCGGCACGAGCUUGCAUCAGGCGUCACCAGCUCAGUGGCCCAAGAGCUUAUUGGCUACAGAGACAAUGAAGUCAUCAACUAUGAUAAUGGGAAUAUCGAGUCCUGGAUUGGGAUUCACGAUUUCACCGGAGACGGGCGCCUAGUAUUCGUGUCCGAUUCCGCCGGCCACCCACGGUACCGGCGAACAAUCCUUCGCGGGGUCGUGGGGUGGGCACCUCACUGGACUCUACUCUGCUUGGCCGCGGACGAUGAUGAGGGUGUUUCCACCAUCUCUGGUCUGAAUAUGCCGACCCAAGAUGGAACUGAUUGCCCGACGAGUGGAAUCGAUUUGGCACGAGCGCACCUUGAGCUCUGCCUUAAGCUUGAGCUACCCCUAGCCAUCGUCAUCACCAAAGUUGAUAAAGGCACCAAACCCGGUCUACAAAAGAUACUGAGCAAAGUUCUCACUAGCAUCAAGCAAGCAAACAGGUCUCCUCGACUCCUUCACCCAGGGCGGUCCAGCAACCUCGACACUGCUCAAAUAUCCGACGAGGACUUGGAUAGCGUGAAGAAAGCCAUGGGGCCAAUGUUUGCUAGUGGUGACUUGCUCGGUACCGUCCCUAUCGUGUUGACUAGCGCGGUGAACGGCACCGGCAUUGGGCUGGUUCAUGCACUAUUGAAAACUCUGCCAUUGCCUGCUGCACCUACCUCCCAGGAUUUGACUGGGCCAGCCUUGAAUCCGGAACAACCCGCGAGUCUAUUUCACAUUGAGGUCGAGUUCAGCCUACCGGCGUCCCACGCAUCUCUAGGUGGAAGCGCGAACGACCAAGCGGACCUGGGAACCGUUGUUGCAGGUUAUCUUCGGUUUGGAACCAUAUCGGUUGGAGAUCAGGUCGUCCUUGGCCCCUUCCCAUCGGAUGAGGAUGACAGCAAAGGCUGUGCUCCGCCGGAAGGCCGACAUUCGCCUGCCAGCUAUGGAAUAUCUUUGACCCAUCCUUCGGCUACGGAAUUGAGCCGCUUCGCGACGCGCACUCCCGUUUCGGCGUCCACAAUCAAGGGAGAGUGGCAUACCGCCCACGUCGUGAGUCUGCGCAACUUACGCCUUCCUGUCCUCAAGCUCGAAGGAGGGCAAGCUGGCACUGUUGGGCUUGUCAUCGACCCGCCGAAGGAACCCCGGAUGGAUGACAGCCUGUUUGAAACAGUGCCUCCAGCUCCUCCUAAGAUCAGGAAAGGGAUGGUAUUGGCCAUCCCGAGCAAGCACAUGCUCGACGGAAACAUCUCGUUGCAGGCCGCCAGUGGCCUGACUGCGGUCUUUCCUGGUCCAGAAGCAGCCUCUCUUUCUGCCGGUAACCUAGUAAACAUUUACGUUGCUAGUGUCCGGGCCACAGCAAGGGUUUUGCGGGUUUAUGGAACGUCUGGAAGCGUAGGCCCCUACGGCAGUGCAUCGCCUCACGAAGACGAGGAUGAUGUCUUUGGUUUCAAUAAUGGGCAUGAUGAGAUGGAGACGCAAGGUGACCAGCCUUCAGCCCACAAAAACGUAGAGGUUCGCCUCGAGUUGCUGAACAAUAGAGAGUGGAUCGAGCUUGGCUCACGCAUUGUGAUUCUGGAGGGAAGUCGGCCUGAAAGCUCUGGCCUGGAGGGGUUUGUAGGUACCGUGGUGGAAGUGGUGGAUUAGCAUAUGUCAAGAUCGGGCUUUUCUGUUUGCUGGCUCUGUAGCAGCUAUAAUCGUGUUGAGAACCAGCGAGGAAGAGACGAGCGGGUAGAGGCGGCACACGUGGCAUUGGGCAGUCGGACGACGUACGUAGCCAGCAGUUGAGGGAUUCCAUAGACUUUUUUUUUUCCUUUUCGUCAAAACACGUGUUUGCUUUUGCUCCAAGGUUACCCUCCACGUCUGCAAAAACACAGAUUGUGUAACAGGACUGAUUCAAGAAAUACCCCCGGAUUUAGAUUCUAUAUUCCGUUCCGCCCAAAACGCC